Anopheles funestus (African malaria mosquito) is the source of this 4322-nucleotide messenger RNA. RefSeq names its product PI-PLC X domain-containing protein 3. The coding region runs from base 1231 to 2220 and encodes 329 amino acids. NCBI's taxonomy places the organism in Eukaryota, Metazoa, Arthropoda, Insecta, Diptera, Culicidae. Gene Ontology annotation, molecular function: phosphoric diester hydrolase activity. The record is from RefSeq and is a predicted model, not a curated record. The transcript has 3 exons. Gene Ontology annotation, biological process: lipid metabolic process.
CAAAGAAACAUCUCAUCUCAUGAUUGGCAAGAACAUACAAUCAAUUCGGAUAAUUAUUGCCGUUAACUAUACUGGAAAAUGAUAUAAUGGAACAUUUUUCAUGAGUUUUAGAUUUGAACAGCAGCUGAAACAGAAACUAGAAGCCUCCUUAAUACCUUCGUGGUAAAGAAUUAUCUUUUGACUUUGAUGAAUAGUAUCCCUCGAGGAUCGCUCAAGUAUGCCGCAUUGUGUGAAAAAAUAUCCGCAGGCUUGCAGCGAACGGAUAUUCGAGAUCAAAGCAUCCGACGGCAAGUCUGCCAAACAAAUGCAAAAAAGGGAAACAAUAACACACGCAUAUUUUACAAUAUGUUGCAAACCUAUGCUGUACUGUACCCCCAAGCGGGACGUUUUUGUGUAUGUUUAAGAGAACCGAUGUAGAAUAAUGGUAUAUGUUUUUCAUGAUAACAAGAAUUUUGGUAUCGUGAUUAGAUUCCCCUUUUACUUUGCAUAGAGUAUCAGUAGUAAUACUUCCAAAUUCUAUCAACAAGAACAAGGAAAAGAGUACACAGAUAAACACAACGAUAAACCACAUCGUAGCAUCCUUGCUCUCGAUUCGAAUGGCAUUGUUCAAUGCCAAAAAAUGCGGCAAUCAUCGAGCGCGAAAUGAGUUCAGUGCGCGAAUGUUGUACAUAUUGGCCCAGUGCGUAUCGAUUAUUCAACACAACACACUACUUUCGCUUGUAAAUCAGUACACACAUGCAGGGUCAAUCAUGGUGGCAUGUUGGCGGCAACAAGUGGAACAAAGAAAUUUUUGCGAAAAUCGAAACACGUUAGCCUGUGGUGCUCAAAAAACUGCUUUCGUAAUGAUAUAUAGCCGCAAUAGAAGCUGCCAACCACCCGAUUUCGAUUGCCGCGUGACGCUUUUAGAUAUUGGUUUUAUUGUCCGCUUUUUUUUUUUUAUUUUGUUGGGUAAGGCGCUCCGCGUGCGUACGGAGGACGCGUUUGGCAGAUGCGCCUCGUGCGGCACUGCAGAAAACGUUAACCACAUUUCAUCAGUCGAUAUCGUGCGGGCUGUCCGCAUCCGUGCGUCGGUUGUUAAUUGUCGUUGGCAGGAAAUUCAAUUAUCAUCCACCGUGCAAUCGUGCAGAACUUUAACGACGGGCCAGUGACCAGGGCAACACCAGGGACACGCUGUAUUUGCGGUUUAGAUAGUGAGCUCAUCUUCUGUGGCAACUUUAAACCGUUUCCAACAUGAUUGAUUUUACGGAUGAUCUGGAAAACUGGAUGGGAAAAUUGCCGGCUGAGCUGAAAGCCGUACCUAUCAUACAUUUGGCUAUUCCCGGCUCGCACGACACUAUGUCGUAUGGUAUUAAAAACAAGGCACCAGUCGCACCGGAUGCGGAUCCAGUUGUAGGAACGCUCAACAAAUUCAUUCCCUGUGUCGUGCGGCGAUGGGCCGUAACGCAACGUUACAACAUGCAAGAGCAGCUAAAGUGUGGUGUACGGUACUUCGAUUUGCGAAUUUGCAUGAAACGACCAGAGAACAAGUUUUACUUUGUGCAUGGGCUGUUUUGUGAAGAAAUCGCGGAACCGCUCGAUCAGCUGAAAGAGUUUCUGCGCACACAUCCGAAGGAGUUUGUCGUGCUAGACUGUCAGCAUUUCUAUUCGUUCAACCCAACCGAUCACUGCGUGCUGUCGGCGGAACUGAACCGUAUCUUUGAUAAAAAGAUAUACUCCCGUAAUGUAAACGAGCUGCAGGAAUGUACGCUCGAGUCUGCCACAGGUAAUGGCAAGCAGGUGCUGAUCGUGUACCGCAGCGAUGCGUGCGUUAAUGAGCGGUUCUGGCUGAGUCAGGAUUGGCCUACGCCCUGGCCUAACGAGAUCAACGUAAAAAAACUGCAGCAGUAUCUGGACGAAUCGUUGGCUCAGCGUCGCCCCGACACAGGAUUUGUAUCGCAGUGUGUGCUGACGCCGACGGUGCGUUACAUAGUGCCCCGCUUCAUGUCAUCACUGCGUGCCACCUGUGCGAAAGCGGUUGAUAGGCAACUGAUGGACUGGAUCAAGGGACAGGUGCCGGGUACUUUCGCUGGCGAAGAAAAGCCCCGCACAAAUGUGUUUCUGGCCGAUUUUGUCGACAUUGCGGACAAUCAGUUUUGUAAGGUCGUGGUAGGAUUGAACAAGAAGCUGUUAGAACAGGAGAACAACAGUACGCACAGUUCGCCGUCAAAGAAGAGUUCAUAAAUUUGCCCUUUUUUGUAAGAUCGUUAAAGGACUGCGAUCGUAUUCGCUAGGGGUUGGCCUAGGUUAGGGUAAAAUUGUUUGGUGCGUUAAAGAUCUAUAUAAUUUUUGCUGCAUGGCGGUGGAACAUCUCUCUUUUGCUCUCCCUUAAAAGCUUUAAUUUUACUACUGUGAUAUCCUCAUUUUGUUGAUCUCUGUUUCGAUGCGGAAUAUAAUUUCAGCUUAACUGACAAAAUGAAACAUCAUCCGAGAUGCUUGUGUGAGUUCGUUCGUUUAGGUGCUCAAAAGUAUGUUUAAACGUUUAUUUUUACCUAAUCAUCAGUAAGCUGGACUACUGGUAAUAAAAAUUAUAUUAUCGUUUAGUUAAACAACUUAUAAUGGUUUUACAUUAAAUGUAAUAAUUAUUGUUUACGGUUUAUCAAAAAAAAAACAUCAAAAAUGGAGAGCCAUGUACGAAACAAUUGUUUUACUCAGUGUGGCAAAGGACAAUCGUCUGCAAAUGGUACAAUAUACUAAUGAUAAUCAGUGCAACAAUAUUACCAAUUUUUGCACAAUCUUUGCACUACUAGAAGAGAUAGUAAAGAUGUAUUAUGUAUAAAAAAAAGGUGGACACAGUUUUGAAGUUCGAAGAAGUAGCGUUGCCUACGGCUUUAUGAACUUUAUGAAAGCGCACAGUGAGAAUCCGCUCACGAAUACAAAUGUAGAAUGUAAUCGUUGUAAGGCAAACAAAAGAAAAAUACUUACAUGUUGUUAUUUACUUUCAUGUUUAAAUCCUUUGCUGAUCAGCAGUUACGGUAACUAUCAAUAUGUAAAGCUAAACCGGAACCGGAACAAGAGAUCCUGUGAACCGGAAUGGUUUCAAAAUCAAACAACAUUCUGAUUCCGAAUACCUCCAUACAUCGUAAAAAAUGAAUGUAUAACAUAAACCAAAAAAAAAACAACAGAUAACAAAUGUCUAAAGGUGUGUAUACACAAUACUAUAUGAAUAAUCUCCGGUGUACAGCAGAUAAGCUGUUCGAAUAUGUUAUUAUUAUUGAAGGUGUGUGAGCAAAUCGUAGCCUAUUGAAAGUAAUGUUUGGGAAAAAGUACAUGUACUUCUAUUUGUUCAGGAAAGAAAGUAAUUAUAGCGAGAUCGUUCGCAAUAAGCAGCGUAACGAUAUCUACAAACGGGACUAAACAAAAAUAAGAUACAGAAAACUAUCAGGAAGGGAGGGGGCCUACAACACGCGAACGAAACAAGCUCGUGUAAUGCAAAGAAAUCAAUCAAUCUACAGCAAAGAACGCUCUUCACUUUAAGCACUUCUUUGUACACUAAAUAUAACACUUCAACAGUGAAUUAGCAGCGAACAAUAGAAACUAUGUAGUAGAAUCUUAACUAACUUUCGGGUUCUUAAACCACUCACUACUUCCCGUCCAACUCUACUGUAGUGGCCCUUGUUGGGUUACGUGGGACAAGAUUAGACAUAAUAUAGUGGAACCAAGAAGAAUGUCGCCCUGUUGGCUCUAUCGAAAUAUUAACAACAUAUGACGUCGUAUAUAUUUGUACAUGGUGUAGCUAGAUUUAUGACUGAUCUUUUUUGAUAGAAGUUAAAUUAAACUCAAAACAAUCCAUGCACGCGUUUAAUAGCAUUUAACAACACACACGUAGGUGUUUUGAGAGAUAUGACGACAUUGGACUGAAGAGAAGAAAAACACACUAAACAAACUUGCGCACAGUUUAUCCGAGCUGGAGCUCUGAGAAGGGAAAGCGGGAAGCAGAGAACGAAAGACAAAAAGAAAUGUGGAAGGAAAUAGCAUGAUUAUAAUAGCCCACCUAUGUACGAUUAUAGUAUCUUGCACACAAUUUGUUAACGGUUAACUCAUAUUAAUAAGCUCAAAACGAUCGUGAAUAUUGCUGAUAACUUUUGAGGAGCCAGGAUACAGGAAACUUAAGAUGUAAGGUAAUAAUAUAAAUAUAUUUAAAACAACAACAAAAAAAAGCAACAUGUACAUUGUGUAAUUGUGAUGUUCAAACAUAUUUGUGACUGUUGGAAACCGAUUUGCCGAAUAGUGUUGUGAGCAGUUGAAAGAGAUUGAAAAUAUACAUUUUGCUGGAACAACCGGAA